AUGAAUGUAAUUAAUUGUAUGUUUUACUUUUUAAUAACAUUAUGUAGCCUUUUGGAGAAUACAGUAUUAAAUGAGGGCAAUAUACAAAAAGGAAUGUCAUUACUCAACAAUUUAAAGUCUUCUAAGGAUUAUUUAAUUUCUUAUAUUCUUAGAAAAUAUUUUUUAGAUAAUCCAGAUUCUUCAAUUCAAACAGAUGCUUGUAUAGAUCUGAUAUUGUCAAAUGAAUAUAUGGAACUUAUUUAUUCAGCACAAGUUCUUAGCAGUAAAGUUUUUUACGAUAAUGCUUUAAAUAUUGCAAGUUAUCUUUUAAAAGUAGGACAAAGGGCUUGUAAAAGAUAUUUAGAUAAUAAUUACGAAUUUAGUCCUAAAAUAUAUUUUAAAAAUAAAGAAGAAAACUAUAAUAAUCUUUUAAUCAUGACUAGGGGAUUGGAUAAAAAGAGUAUACAGACUUAUUUCAAUUUAUUAUCAACUAAAAAAUUAAAAUUAAAAAAUCAAAUAUCGCUACUUGAAUAUCUUGCCUCAAAAGAUGUUGGAAAAGCCUAUGGAUACUUAGGCGAAGCAUAUUUAUAUGGGAUAGGUGUACAAAAAUCAAUAGAUAAAGCACUUGAUUAUUUUUUAAAAGGCAAAGCUAUAAGUAGAAAUCAAAUUUCUUACAAUGGGAUUGGUAAAAUACUAAUGUCUAGUGAAUAUGAAGAUUUUAUCGGUGCAAAAGAGCAUUUUGAUUCUUUUUCUAAUAAUUCAAUAAGUGAAACAGAUUUUUUUCAGUACAUUUUAUACAAUGAAUACUUCAAGAUUGAUCAAUAUUCUACAUUUUACUUGUCAAGGGCUGUAUCUGUAGGUUAUCUACCAGCAAUGUAUGUAGAUGGUGAGAGAUAUUUUAAGAAAAAAGAUUAUGGAUCAGCAAUAGUUAGAUUAAAACCAAUACUAGAAUAUGAUGAAACGGUUAUUGAAUUACAAGAUUUAGCAUAUGAAAAAUAUAAAAAUAAGAAUUAUAUAUCAUCUCUUAUACAUCUAUUAAUGACAGUUGAAAUGGGAUCAAGUUCAUCGUUAGAUAAUGCAAUAUAUUUAUUAGAAAAUAAGAAAAUAAACCUGUCGAAAAGUACAGUAAAUAGUUUAUUGUAUAAACUGUAUAUUAAACAGACAAAUACAACAUUUAAAAAUGUAAAUCGUGUUGGAGAUUGUUAUUAUUAUGGUCGAGGUGUUAAACAAUCUUAUAAUACAGCGUUUUCAUAUUAUUUAACAUCUGCAACAUUUAACGAAACAGAAGGUUUAGUUAAUUUAUAUUUUAUGUAUGAACGAGGAUUAGGAGUCGAAAAAGAUUUAUUAGAAGCUUUUAAAAUAUUACAAAAAAUAAGAAUGGAUGAUCAAACAUAUCUACUUAUUUGUUAUUUAUACAUUAUAUUUGUAUUUAGAGUUAUAUUUACUACAUAUAUAAUAAUAUCUAUAGGGACUGGAAUAGUGGCAUAUAAAAUAUAUACAAAACAUUUUAAUUAA
Vairimorpha ceranae is the source of this 1494-nucleotide messenger RNA. Its product is annotated as hcp-like protein. The record is from RefSeq and is a predicted model, not a curated record. The coding region runs from base 1 to 1494 and encodes 497 amino acids. NCBI's taxonomy places the organism in Eukaryota, Fungi, Microsporidia, Nosematidae. The transcript has a single exon. Gene Ontology annotation, molecular function: protein binding.